UACUUUUGAGACACAUAGUGCGUUAAUCACGAAGGAAAAAAACUACGUUACAGGAACUCAAAGAGACCAGAGACGGAGGUGGAUGCGCUAUCUCCCUAAAACCAACGUACCCAAACCCGUGCGCACCUCUCCUUGCGAGCGCCCAUUGCACCUCCCCACCAUUUUUUAAAUAAAUGAAUUUGGCUGGGGCUGGACCCCUCCCACUUUGUGUAUGCUCUUAAUUGUCAGUUUUGACGAAAGCUUGGGUAUUUAAAUAGCGUCAACGUCUAUUGUAUGGAUGGAAUUGUUGAAGUAGUUACAGAGCGCAUCUUACCCGACGUUUUUCACCCGCUCUACCGCGGAUCGAUAAACAUGCAGGUGUCUCUCGCGCUCCUCGUCUCCAGCACCGGGCUGCUGCUGCUACAGGGAUGUUGUACGGUCGUGCAAGGAUGGAGGGUACUAAAAAACGAUGCUACAGAAAUAAUACCAGAAUAUACUGAGAACGCACAGCCUCCCGAGCAACCAAUACUACAGGCUUCUAAUAAUAACAGUAAUACAAUGAAUCGACCAAAACACGGGGGAAGAAGAUCAUCAGCAAACAGAGCCUCUUAUAGUGCCUCGGAGCUGAGCUGCAGGGAGCUGCGCUCCACCCGUUACAUCACUGACGGCUCCUGCCGCAGUGCCAAGCCCGUCAAGGAGCUGGUGUGCUCGGGUCAAUGCAUGCCCGCCCACCUCCUACCCAACUCCAUCGUGCGCGGCAAAUGGUGGCGGAGCAGCGCCUCUGACUACCGCUGCAUCCCGGCCCACUCCCGAACACAGCGGGUGCAGCUGCAGUGCCCCAACGGCAACUACCGGGCUUACAAAAUCCGCGUGGUCACCUCCUGCAAGUGCAAACGCUACAGCCGCCACCACAACCAGUCAGAGGCCAAGGAGAGCUCCUCAGAGGCCAAGCCCAGACGCGACAAGAAACGCACCCGACUGCCUGGGAGUCGGAACAAAAGCAACACACCGACACUGGUCAGCAAUUCAUACUGAGGAUGCUCUUCCUUCCUUCGUACACGGACAGAGACCAAAGCAGUACACACGCACAUGUUACACACACCCAACACGGCUCCUUCACUGGAAGAGGGAGAAGAAGAGCCUUUUCAACAAAUAAAAGGAUUUGUAAAGCUGUUUGUUGGACUGAUUUGACACAAGUCUUUCUCACCGGAGAGGCACUAUAGAUUUUGCAGCCUAUUUUACAAAAUAUUUCAGAACUUUUGAUUUGCAUGACCAAAUGAGUUGACAGAAUGCCAGGGAAGGCCAUGUGACUGGUCAGGAAAGGUGGAACACUGCCAGGAUGGGAGUGUACAGUAUUAUACAUGUUCCGGUUCAUAGCUAACAGCCUCUGACUCAGACACUAAGAGUAUCCACCUUCACCACAGAAAGAGGUGAACCUAAACUCAAACCCCACCUGUCAAAACAUCCACCGGGCAGGCUACAUUGCCUGAUAGGCCUAUAGGGUUGAAAAGUGUGUCUGUGCUCUAACUGAGCUCUAGCGCCUCUAUGGCUGGGUGUUCUGUACUGAGCAGCCUGUGGCAGCCCUGGGGCGUCCUGGCUAUGAAGGUGGGCUGCUGACAAGCCCUGGCCUCGACCCCAGACCACGCAGCCUCCUGACAGCCCGGGGAGCACCGCACUCACCAGGAGCCCCCCCCAGGGACCUCCUCACUCCAUAGCAGCCGUAUAGGAGCUGUCAGUUAAGGCCCCUGGCCCAGUGGCCCUAGUGGCCCGUGAUGGUGAAAGAGAUAGGGGGAGAGAGAGGGGUGGGGAAUGGUUGUGUCAGCACUCCAAGACCAGGGUGCCUGCGGUCAAACAGGUGACUGAGCAUUCCAGUGACCCGUCUUAAUGACUAAAUGAGCCCAUUCCUGUGUUUAAGAUUUGAGUCAUGAAAAGCCAUUUCCUCUAGACAUGGUUAGUUCCUGUUUGCUGAAACCACACAGACACACAAAAGAUCCUCAUGUGUAGAGGAGGCUCCAGCAAUUGUGCCUGUUGUUACCUUGAGGCACAGCAUUCUAUACUCAUCUACACCCUGAAUGGAGACUAUUUGUUAGCAGCAAAUAGCAUUGGUAACCAACUAGCCGUAUCCCUAUUCUAUUCAUUGAGAACCUAGAUGGUGAGGGAGAGAAAAAAACUCCACUUCUCUGAACACUGUAAAUAGCAAUUAGUUCUGCUAACAAUUUUUGGGGGGUGGAAACCACCGAACUCAAACUAUACAGUGUUCAAUACUUAAAGUAAUAAAGUGACAUCAUCACCUAUAUUGUUAUAUUUUUAAGUUGUAAAUACUUAACUAUUUGGGGUUUUCUGAAAUAUUUGACACAAAAUCGUAUUAUGUAUUCUGAACUAUAAAAAUGGAAGUUAUUUUAGCAUGAAUAUUUGUUGUAGGGAACCUAAACAUUUCGGGUCCCUUCUACUUACAUUUUCAAGUGCACAUAGUAAGUAGUUCUGAUUGGUAAUUUUCAGCGGUCGUGUCUAACAUUGUUUUAUGUAUUUGACAAUUUGUCAUUUUAACUCAUCUUAGCAGGCAUUGUUGAGCACAGUGCUCAUUCCUCUAGCAGUAACUGGAGGUCGAGUUUUAAGCAUGACAGGAUUCUGCAUUUGCCUCUGUCAAUCAGAGUGACUGUUGAUAGUGGCAAUUUCUUGUCUCAUUAUUGAAAGUCUAUUUUCCCGAUGGUUUUGAUAUCGUUUUCCAUAAUCUGUUACACUUCACAGCACAGAAAACUGCUUAAUACUAUUUUAGAAAUAUACUUUUCUUUCUUCAAACAUGCAUACAACAUUGUGUAAAAGUACUGUAUCAUAAAGUACUUUUUAUUUUAUUACCGACAAUCCUAUACAUACAGAGCCAUGUGGCAUUAUUAGGUAAAUUACGUAACAAUUCUAUAUCAGCACAAACACAGAUAAAUCAAGUGUUUUUUUGCUCUAAUAUCCAUGUCUGACUACUACUUUAUUAUUUUAAGUAAAGAUGUAAAACAUAAUAGAACCAAGUAACAACAAUUUGAGUAAUGUUUAAUGUUAGAUUGACUUUAAAAUAUUAAAUAAUUAUUACUUGUAAAUUCUCAAUAUCUUCAGAUUAGCAGAACACAAAUAAAUGAAGUUAUAUUUCCUCAAUAACUUAAUAUUUGUUAACAGUUCUUAAAAAUAUUAAGUGGCAUAUGAGUUAGUACCACUUCUAAAAUUGUUGUUCUACUUACCGUUGGAAAUGUUUGGAUAGCCACUAAUCAAUUUCUUUAAUGAGUUAGACAGUUCAUUUUUACAGUGCAAUCUCUGAAUAGAACUGACAAGAAAGAUAGGAAUGAGGUAAAAGACUGAAACUAAAUCUGAAUUGUUUUAUAUUGGCUGCUGCUAUCCUGCAGGAGACAGACAGACAGACAGACAGACCGACAGGCAGGCAGGCAGGCAGGCAGGCAGGCAGGCAGGCAGGCAGGCAGGUAGGCAGGCAGACAGACAGACAGACAGACAGGCAGGCAGACAGGCAGACAGACAGACAGACAGACAGACAGACAGACAGACAGACAGACAGACAGACAGACAGACAGACAGACAGGAAAAGGUUCUGGAUCCCCAAUUUGCCCAUGCUGACAAACCCAUUCCCCUUUCUCAUCCCUACUACAGCCUGACCUGUAUUUAAUUAAGAGUACUAUGAACCUUUCAGCUUAUUGUCCACAUUCCGUUGUGCCAUUCUCUCAUAAUACUUCCUUGUUUUGGUGUUCUAAACUGUACUGACAAUGUUUGCUUCUUGUUCAAUUGUGUGUUUGAAAUAGCAACUGGAAGGGAUUUUGUCAUGUAAGCAGAGUUGUCCGUGUAUAGCCUGAUUGUACUUUAAAGACUCAGAAGGACUCCUACAAAGAAUAAACUGCAUAUUUAUAUUUUAUUUCUACAUUUAAAUUAUUUAUGCAACUUGUAGUAAAUGAUGAAGCCAUUAUUGUCACAUAAAAUAAUAGUGACUUUCAGAUAAUAUUGAAAUACUGUACAGUACAAAAAUAAAGUAGAGGCAGUUAUAUUUGAAAGAAGUGUGUUUGUUAUCAUUCUUCUCUGAAUGAGCUGCUUUGACAAGACCUUUCUCUCCUCUCUCUCUUUACCUGCACGCCAAGUGUAUCUCUCAUGUAAACAAAUAUCAGCAAUUAGGAAGUUGAGGUUUAGCAGCUCUUUGGAAUGUCUUGCCCGGCUCACAAAAGGAGAGGAAGAGGAAUUCACGUGUGAGAUGUUAGCGACUCAGUCACAACAGCAACAUUGCUUCGUUCACAGAGAUGGAUAUGAGCCAUAGCCGUCAUUCAGCCUGUUCUUCUCUCACAGCCUCUCGCCUCCCUCAAGGCCCAAAGGUUCAGACAUUGAAAAAGACCUUUAAGUUCAAAACGUAUCUUUCCUCACAUUAUCUUAGGACUUUGUGUAUGCUGUAUCUGGAGCACACUACAGUACUGCAUUUAUUCACUGACAACUUGGGCUUCCAGACAACUACCAAGACUUACUGUAGUCAGGCACUCCAGUGUACCAAAUGAGGUGUUUAUGACAGUUUUAUCGACCAACGCAUUUCUGAAUUAUCAUAACUGGCACCUACUUUACGACAACACUUUGGAUGACCAAACUGAUGUGGAACUGUAUUAAAUAAAAAACAGA
Molecule: messenger RNA, 4629 nt
Organism: Oncorhynchus masou masou (cherry salmon)
Lineage: Eukaryota; Metazoa; Chordata; Actinopteri; Salmoniformes; Salmonidae
Product: sclerostin-like
Exons: 2
Coding region: 274-1014 (246 amino acids)
Biological process (GO): negative regulation of Wnt signaling pathway; ossification; negative regulation of BMP signaling pathway
Molecular function (GO): BMP binding
Source: RefSeq, a predicted model, not a curated record